AUGAAUUCCCUUAGUCCUAAGGAAGUUGAGGAUAGCAUCAGUGUCGUGUCGGAGCUGGGCCUUGAGACCCUGGAGAAGACGCUCUCCCAAACCCAACGACAGCUCUCCGAACGGGAGCAGCAGUUGUUGCAAAGUCAGCUGAGCUGCUGGCUCUUCAGAAGGAGGAGGGCAGACUUCAGCCUCUUGCGAAACCAGUUCUUGACAGAGGGAAAGAAAGCUGAGAAGCAGGUAGCCAGCCUCAAGGAAGCGCUCAAGACCCAGUGCAGCGAGCUGGAGAAGAACCUUCUCGAGCAGAAGCAGAACAGCUCCAUGCAGAAGGAGACGGCGACCAUAGAGCAGGUGGCGCAGGACAACCACGAGCGGGCCCGGCGCCUAAUGUGGGAGCUCAGCCAGAUGCAGCAGGAGUACGCGGAGCUCAAGACGCAGAUGGUAAAUCAGAAAGAUCUGGAAAGAAAACAAGUAGAAAUCAGUGAAGCAAUGAGGACACUUAAGUCUGAAGUGAAAGACGAAAUCAGAGCCAGCCUGAAGAACCUCAACCAGUUUCUCCCAGAACUGCCAGCAGACCUGGAAGCCAUUCUGGAACGGAACGAACACCUGGAAGGAGGCUUGGAGAGCUUGAAAGAAAACUUUCCAUUCGCCCUCAGUGAGAAACCAUCACCUUUUGAAGAGAAACUGAAUUUUUCUCAUGUUCACAUAAUGGAUGAACACUGGCGUGGAGAAGCUCUCCGGGAGAAACUGCGUCACCGUGAAGAUCGACUCAAGGUUGCCCUUUUAAAAGAAAAAAAAAACAAACUAUAAGAUGCUUGGCGUGGUGAGGAGAUAGGGACACUGCUCUGUCGCAGCUGUCCCAGGAGUCCUGUAGGUUACACGUUCGAAGCGCAGAGAGGUUGGCAUCAUAGUUAGUCAGCAGCAGGGUCAGGGUUCAGAACCACGAGCUCUGGUGCUCAGCCUGGGGUUCCUUACCCUCGUAAUGCUGCUCUGCCUCAGCUGAAACUGACUGGACCUGCAGACAGAAAAUAGAGAUGCACUCAUAAAAACAAGGUUCGCAGGCCCGUGGUUGGGGAGGGAUUGGGGAAACCAGAGAAGUAGGCUUGGGUGUCAAAUAAGAAGCUGUUUGGCUCAGGAUAUGUUGAACUUGAAGGCUUCAUGAGACACACAGGGAAGGAUGUCUGUAGGCAGCUGAAAAUCGGUGUCUAGAAUUCAGUUGUAAGGGCUGACCUAAAAAUGUGGGGGUGAAGAGUAUAGUGGGGAGCUGAAAAAUGAGAGUGAGGUGGAUGGAGCAAGAGAGGACAGAAUGCGUCUUUGGAUAUUGGCCACUUGCAUCGAGGUCUGAGCGGGAGCCACGUACA
Odocoileus virginianus texanus is the source of this 1349-nucleotide messenger RNA. Lineage: Eukaryota; Metazoa; Chordata; Mammalia; Artiodactyla; Cervidae. The record is from RefSeq and is a predicted model, not a curated record.